Alternaria viburni is the source of this 657-nucleotide messenger RNA. RefSeq lists its product as uncharacterized. NCBI's taxonomy places the organism in Eukaryota, Fungi, Ascomycota, Dothideomycetes, Pleosporales, Pleosporaceae. The coding region runs from base 1 to 657 and encodes 218 amino acids. The transcript has 2 exons. The record is from RefSeq and is a predicted model, not a curated record.
AUGGACAUUUCUCUAGCAUUAUUGCCAUGGAAGGUCCUCUGGAAUCUACAGAUGCGUACCGCGGAGAAGAUCGGAGUUGGUCUUGCCAUGAGUCUGGGUAUCUUGGCAGGAGUCACCUCUAUUCUCCGAGCCAGAUAUGUCGAGCAGCUCCAAACCCAGGAUCUAUCUUACCAAGCGUAUAAAUCCGUCAUUUGGUCAACAGCAGACACUGCCAUGACUGUUGUUGCCACGUCCAUCCCGGUACUCCGUGUCUUCUUCAAGCAAGCAGUCAACACGGCCAUCUCAAAUUACCACAACUCAACAAACCGAAGCGGCAAAUCGAAAUCUACUGGGACUGGAAGCACUCCUUCCAACCCUUCCAACAACGCAAGCACCCUUGCGAAUCACAGUGCACGACGAUUGAACAAGAACACAUCACGUACAUUGGGGAACACGAGCACAGAUUCAUUAUUCAAAGACGACGACGACCUGGAGCGUGGCCCCAAGGAGGGUUACAUUGAGUUGGACGAUCUCAUUGUUGACGAGAAGACUGGAAGGGUUUCGGCUGCAACACCCGAGUCAUUGCCAGAGUCCAUGUCACGGGCACACCUACACGGUGACAAUUGGCCCUUGGCAGACCACAUUCAGACGCACAUAGAAGACAUACGGAGGCUGUAA